This is a messenger RNA of Panicum virgatum (switchgrass), 1759 nucleotides long. Its product is annotated as putative F-box/LRR-repeat protein At3g18150. Lineage: Eukaryota; Viridiplantae; Streptophyta; Magnoliopsida; Poales; Poaceae. The transcript has 3 exons. Bases 15 to 1556 code for a protein of 513 amino acids. Gene Ontology annotation, molecular function: protein binding. The record is from RefSeq and is a predicted model, not a curated record.
CCACCCGCACCCCCAUGGCCACAAGCCGCCGGCCGCCGGCCGCGGAGAUGGAGCCGCCGGGUUCCAGUUCUAAAAGGAGGAGGUCAGAUUCGGUGGAGCUAGAGGCCGGCGAGCCCCCGCAGGUGGAGGCCGAAGCCACGGAGGUGCCGAAUCCCCAGCCCGCUACGCCGCCAUCUCCCUCCUCUCCACCAAGCGAUGAAGGCGGAGGCGGCGGCGGCGGCGGCGUCGAUUACAUCAGCAACCUCCCCGACGCCAUCCUCGGCGAAAUAGUCGCCCUCCUCUCAACCAGGGACGCCGCCCGCGUCCAGACCCUCGCCUCCCGGUGGCGCCACAUCUGGCGCGACAACCCUCUCAACCUCGACUGCGGCGAGCUCCCCCACUCCGGCGACGAGGCCCGCGCCCAGACCGUCUCCCGCAUCCUCGCCGACCACCCCGGCCCCGGCCUCCGCUUCUGCAUCCCGUCGCACCUCCUCCACGACCGCCCGGCCACUGUGGACGCCUGGCUGCGCUCCCCGGCGCUCGACGGCCUCCAGGAGCUUGACAUCCGUUUGAGCCGGAUUUACUGGCCGCGCCGAGAGCCGCCGGCGCCUACCUUUCGAUUCGCGGCCACCCUCCGUGUGGCUACCUUGAGCAAGCUCGACCUCCUGGGUGGCAUGGUUGAGGCGCUUCACUUCCCUCGGCUCACGCACCUCGCACUUGAAGAUGUCUGCAUGUCCGAGGGCUCCCUGCACACCAUGAUUUCCAGUUCCACCUGCCCUGUCAUGGAAUGCUUGCUGCUCGAAGACUGCUAUGGGUGCCGCCGGCUGCGGAUAAGCUCAGAUAGCCUCAGAAGCAUGGCUGUCGGUGUUGAUAGCGAUACUGAAAACCAUACUGGCAAGCCCCGGUUAGAGGAAGUCAUCCUUGUCAACGCCUCUUGCCUUGAAAGGUUCCUCCAUAUUAACACAGACGAGGCAGUCAAUGUGUCUGUAAUUGUGGCGCCGAAACUGGAGACCUUAGGCUGUCUUACUGAUGAGCCCGGUUCCUCCAGAUUCGUGUUUGGCACCACGGUUCUUCAGGGAUUCCUUGUUGUGAGUUUGACUACGGUCGUGCACAGUGUCAAGAUUCUGGCUCUCAAAUCAUAUGAAAUUAAACUUGAUAAGGUUAUUGACUUGAUGAAAUGCUUUCCAUGUUUAGAGAAGUUGUACAUAAAGUCUUGUAUUUCAGGCCGAGCAACGAAUCUGUGGCGUCGCAGACAUAGGGAUUUCAUUAGAUGCUCUGAUAUCCGUCUUAAGACAAUAGUGUUGGAGCAGUAUCGAGGCAUCAGAUCACAAGUCAACUUUGCCUCAUUCUUUCUACUGAAUGCGAGAGAGUUAGAGUUACUGACACUUGAGAUUCAAAGCAAAGAUUACAAUGAAGAGUUUGUUGCAGAACAACAUGGGAUGCUUCAGAUGGAGAGAAGGGCUUCAAGAGGUGCUCGGUUACAUUUUAUUACAACAAACAGAUGUCAGCAUUUUCUUAUGCACGUUAACCAUGUCCGUGAUUUGUCUAUAACCGAUCCCUUUGAAUGUAGAUGUUAAAAUUAGCCUUGGUCGUGACGCUUUUAUCAUUUUUCCUUUUCACUCUCAUUUGGUACUUUGUCUAAACAAUUGUCUCAUGACUGUAGUGUUUUAAAUAUUCCUUCACUCUGAAAACUUGGGAUAUCAAAAUAUAUCCAUUGUUAGUUGGUGGUCUAUGCAGUAAACAGAUUUUAAUAGAAAUGGUGUUUAUUUGGAACUUCAAA